This is a messenger RNA of Knipowitschia caucasica, 1551 nucleotides long. The record is from the annotation of a GenBank genome assembly. NCBI's taxonomy places the organism in Eukaryota, Metazoa, Chordata, Actinopteri, Gobiiformes, Gobiidae.
AUGGUCGCUGUGUCUCCACCGCGGCUCACCGCGGGUCCUCUCCUGCGGGCUCGCUACCGCUCGUCUCCCCGUGGCCGCUGCUGCUCACGGCCAGGCGUUACUCCGCGCACCCUGCCGCUUCCAUACCGGGAACGGGACUUCUAUCUGCCUGCCGUUGUCUGCCUGCGCUGUCCACCCUUCUCCAUGCCUCCACUCACGGUACAGUCGCCAAACAUCGACGCCACACUUCGACGCCACGCUUCGACGGCCCCACGCUUCGACAGCGCCACGCUUCAACGGCGCCACGCUUCGACGACGCCACGCUUCGACGGCCCCACGCUUCGACGACGCCACGCUUUGACGGCCCCACGCUUCAACGCCACGCUGCGACGGCCCCACGCUUCGACGACGCCACGCUUCAACGGCCCCACGUGGGUGGCCCCACGCUUCGACGACGCCACGUGGGUGGCCCCACGCUUCGUCGACGCCACGUGGGUGGCCCCACGCUUCGACGACGCCACGUGGGUGGCCUCACGCUUCGACGACGCCACGUGGGUGGCCUCACGCUUCGACGACGCCACGUGGAUGACCCCACGCUUCGACGCCACGUGGGUGGCCCCACGCUUCGACGACGCGACGUGGGUGGCCCCACGCUUCGACGACGCCACGUCGGUGGCCGCACGCUUCGACGACGCCACGUCGGUGGCCGCACGCUUCGACGACGCCACGUCGGUGGCCGCACGCUUCGACUCCUCCUCCACGCUUCGACUCCUCCUCCACGCUUCGACUCCUCCGCCACGCUUCGACUCCUCCUCCACGCUUCGACUCCUCCUCCACGCUUCGACUCCUCCUCCACGCUUCGACUCCUCCGCCACGCUUCGACUCCUCCGCCACGCUUCGACUCCUCCUCCACGCUUCGACUCCUCCUCCACGCUUCGACUCCUCCUCCACGCCGCACGCUUUGACGCCGCACGCUUUGACGCCGCACGCUUUGACGCCGCACGCUUUGACGCCGCACGCUUUGACACCGCACGCUUUGACGCCGCACGCUUUGACGCCGCACGCUUUGACGCCGCACGCCUCGACGACGCCGCACGCCUCGACGACGCCGCACGCCUCGACGACGGCGCACGCCUCGACGACGCCGCACGCCUCGACGACGCCGCACACCUCGACAACGCCGCACGCCUCGAAGCCGGCGCACGUCGGCGGCCGCACGCUUCAUCGCAGCUCGUCGCCGGCCGCACGCUUCAUCGCAGCUCGCCGGCGGCCGCACGCUUCAUCGCAGCUCGCCGGCGGCCGCACGCUUCAUCGCAGCUCGUCGGCGGCCGCACGCUUCAUCGCAGCUCGUCGGCGGCCGCACGCUUCACCGCAGCACGUCGGCGGCCACACGCUUCAUCGCCGUACGUCGGUCGGCGCACGUUUCUACGCCGGUGGCUCCUGUUUGACGCCACGUCGGUGUCCGCCUCCUGCCGCAUUCUCGACGCCACGCUUCGACACAUUCGCGUGCUCUCAUCCAUUCAUCGUGGGACCAGUGUCGACCAUGGACACGCGUUCCCUAUUGGUGGGUGA